Molecule: messenger RNA, 6963 nt
Organism: Grus americana (Whooping crane)
Lineage: Eukaryota; Metazoa; Chordata; Aves; Gruiformes; Gruidae
Gene: MED12
Product: mediator complex subunit 12
Exons: 44
Coding region: 74-6568 (2164 amino acids)
Biological process (GO): regulation of transcription by RNA polymerase II
Cellular component (GO): mediator complex
Molecular function (GO): beta-catenin binding; transcription coactivator activity
Source: RefSeq, a predicted model, not a curated record
CAGUGCGCAGGCGCGGGCGGUCCCGGCCGUUCUUGUUGUGGCCUGGUCGGCUUUGCCCGUUGGCCGGCUCGGGAUGGCGGCCUUUGGUGUUCUCAGCUAUGAGCACCGCCCGCUUAAGCGCCCGCGCCUCGGCCCGCCCGACGUCUACCCGCAGGACCCCAAACAGAAGGAGGAUGAGCUGACUGCCCUGAACGUCAAGCAAGGCUUCAAUAACCAGCCAGCGGUCUCUGGGGAUGAGCACGGCAGUGCCAAAAAUGUCAAUUUCAACCCAGCAAAGAUCAGUUCAAAUUUUAGCAGUAUUAUUGCAGAAAAGCUGCGGUGUAAUACACUGCCUGACACAGGAAGACGGAAGCCCCAGGUGAAUCAGAAGGAUAACUUCUGGCUGGUGACAGCACGUUCUCAGAGUGCCAUAAACAACUGGUUCACAGAUCUGGCUGGAACUAAGCCCCUGACUCAUCUUGCUAAGAAGGUGCCCAUCUUUAGCAAGAAGGAAGAGGUCUUUGGUUAUUUGGCGAAAUACACCGUUCCAGUAAUGAGAGCAGCCUGGCUCAUCAAAAUGACUUGUGCCUAUUAUGCUGCCAUCACAGAAACCAAGGUGAAAAAGCGUCAUGUCAUUGAUCCCUUCAUUGGUAAGCACUUUGUGGGGAGCACUGGUUUUGUCCGUCCCAGAUGGUUCCUUCUCAGCCUGAUCUUGACUGAAUGGACACAGAUCAUCACCAAGUACCUGUCAGAGCAGCUGCAGAAAAUUGCGGAGUUCUAUAGACAGCUCCCAGGGCAAGGCUGUGGUUCACCGUCUGGGCCAAUGCCCCAAGAGGUGGAACAAGCUUUGAAGCAGUGGGACUACAAUGAGAAACUAGCUAUGUUCAUGUUCCAGGAUGGCAUGCUGGACCGGCAUGAAUUUCUGACGUGGGUCCUUGAGUGCUUUGAGAAGAUACGGUCAGGAGAAGAUGAGUUUCUGAAAAUGCUCCUGCCCCUGCUGCUACGGUACUCUGGAGAGUUUGUGCAGUCUGCAUACCUGUCCAGACGUCUGGCCUACUUCUGCACCCGCAGGCUUGCUAUGCAGCUGGAUGGUGCUGGUGGGCACCCACCCCACAUCCUAUCUGCUCAGACAGGGAACACUCUUCCUUCAACUCCCACCCCUCAGCCAGCUGCAGGGAAUCCUUCUCCCAGCCCUUUCAGCGACCUACUGCUGUGCCCCCAGCAUCGGCCAGUGGUAUACGGACUCAGCUGCAUACUCCAGAGUAUAAUUUUGUGUUGCCCAAGUGCCCUUGUGUGGCAUUACUCAUUGACUGAUAGCAGGAUAAAGACUGGUUCUCCAUUGGACCACCUGCCUAUAGCCCCAUCCAACUUGCCCAUGCCAGGAGGAAAUUCAGCCUUUACACAGCAGGUUCGGGCAAAGCUUCGUGAAAUUGAGCAGCAGAUAAAGGAACGUGGCCAGGCUGUGGAGGUUCGCUGGUCCUUUGACAAGUGUCAGGAAACCACAGCAGGUUUCACUAUUGGCCGUGUCUUGCACACUUUAGAAGUUCUGGACAGUCACAGCUUUGAAAGAUCUGACUUCAGCAACUCUUUGGAUUCCUUGUAUAACAGGAUAUUUGGGCUGGGUCCAACCAAAGACAGUCAUGAGAUCUCCCCAGAGGACGAUGCAGUGGUGGCCUUGUUGUGCGAGUGGGCUGUCAGCUAUAAACGCUCUGGACGCCACAGGGCUAUGGUUGUGGCCAAACUCCUGGAGAAGCGUCAAGCAGAGAUAGAGGCUGAGAGAUGUGGGGACUCUGAAGUUGUGGAUGAGAAGGGCUCCAUCUCCUCAGGCUCUCUCUCAGCAGCCAGUGCUCCUGUCUUUCAGGAUGUCCUUAUGCAGUUCCUUGACACUCAAGCUCCUAUGCUAACUGAUCCUGGGAAGGAAAAUGAGAAGGUGGAAUUCUUUAACCUGGUGCUGCUGUUCUGUGAGCUAAUCCGACAUGAUGUCUUCUCUCACAACAUCUACAUGUGCACGCUCAUUUCCCGAGGUGAUCUUGCCAUGGAUUCUCAUGGGCCACGCCCACCCUCGCCCUUUGAUGACCCUGCUGAGGAGCAUGACAGGAAGGAGACGGAGGGAAGCAGUGGCAUCAAGCUAGAGGACACAGGUCUUUCUGAGCCCAUGGACAUUGACCACAACUCCAGCAUGCUCUUUGAUGACAUGGAGAAGACAGACUUUUCGAUGUUUUCUCCUCCAAUGCAUUGUGAAUCUAAAGCCAGCCCUUCCCCUGAGAAACCAGAUCCUGAAAAGGAAGCAAAGCCUUUGCUGAAGGAUAAGUCUGUGGAAGGAAUGCUAGCAUCCCUGUAUGACCAGCCUCGGCACAUCCAGUAUGCAACACACUUUCCUAUUCCUCAGGAAGAGUCAUGCAGUCAUGAGUGUAACCAACGGUUGGUAGUUCUUUUUGGGGUUGGAAAACAACGGGACGAUGCUCGGCAUACGAUCAAGAAAAUAACCAAAGACAUUCUAAAAGUCUUAAACAGAAAGAGCACUGCAGAGACGGGUGGAGAGGAAGGCCAGAAGAGGAAAAAGAGCAAGCCAGAAGCAUUCCCAACAGCUGAAGAUAUCUUUGCAAAGUUCCAGCACCUUUCUCACUUUGAUCAGCACCAAGUCACAUCUCAGGUAUCUCGCAAUGUCUUGGAACAGAUCACCAGCUUUGCCUUGGGAAUGUCAUACCACCUGCCUCUGGUACAGCACGUGCAGUUCAUAUUUGACUUGAUGGAGUAUUCACUCAAUAUCAGUGGUCUUAUCGACUUUGCCAUCCAGUUGCUGAAUGAACUGAGCGUGGUGGAGGCAGAACUGCUGUUGAAAUCCUCUGACCUUGUUGGUAGCUACACCACCAGCUUGUGCCUGUGCAUCGUGGCUGUGCUGCGGCACUACCACUCCUGCCUUAUAUUGAACCAGGACCAGAUGGCUCAGGUCUUUGAAGGUCUGUGUGGGGUGGUGAAACAUGGCAUGAACCGCUCAGAUGGCUCCUCAGCAGAGCGCUGUAUCCUGGCAUAUCUCUACGACCUCUAUACCUCCUGCAGUCACCUCAAAAGUAAAUUUGGGGAGCUCUUUAGUGACUUCUGCUCCAAGGUGAAGAACACAAUCUACUGCAAUGUUGAGCCAUCUGACUCCAACAUGCUGUGGGAACCAGAGUUCAUGAUUGACACUAUUGAAAAUCCAUCUGCACAUAAUUUUACAUACACCAACCUGGGCAAGAGCCUCAAUGAAAACCCAGCCAACCGUUACAGUUUUGUCUGUAAUGCACUCAUGCAUGUAUGCGUGGGACACCAUGAUCCAGACAGGGUGAACGACAUUGCUAUCCUGUGUGCUGAGCUAACUGGCUACUGCAAGUCUCUAAGUGCCGAGUGGCUGGGUGUGCUCAAAGCUUUGUGCUGUUCCUCCAAUAAUGGGACCUGUGGCUUCAAUGAUCUCCUCUGCAAUGUUGAUGUCAGUGACUUAUCUUUCCACGAUUCCUUGGCCACCUUUGUUGCGAUUCUCAUUGCCCGGCAGUGCUUGCUGCUGGAGGACCUGAUUCGCUGUGCUGCUAUUCCCUCACUCCUCAAUGCUGCCUGCAGCGAACAGGACUCAGAACCAGGAGCACGUCUGACCUGCCGGAUUUUACUCCAUCUGUUUAAGACUCCACAGCUGAACCCAUGCCAGCAAGAUGGCAACAAACUCAUGGUGGGAAUCCGCUCUUCCUGUGACCGUCACUUACUGGCAGCUUCCCAGAAUCGUAUUGUGGAUGGAGCAGUCUUUGCAGUGCUGAAGGCUGUCUUUGUUCUUGGAGAUGCAGAACUGAAAGGCUCUGGCUUUUCCCACCCUGGAGGUGUCGAUGAUCUCAUGGAUGAUGAGCUGGGCACCAGGAAGUCCGGUAGUCGGGUAGUAACUGUAGAAACAGCUAGCUUGGAUAUUUAUGCCAAGUAUGUACUAAGGAGUAUAUGUCAACAGGAGUGGGUAGGUGAGCGAUGUUUGAAGUCCCUCUGUGAAGACAGCAAUGACUUACAGGAUCCUGUCCUGAGCAGCACACAGGCCCAGAGGCUGAUGCAGCUGAUUUGUUAUCCACACCGGCUGCUGGACAAUGAGGAAGGAGAAAAUCCUCAGCGGCAGAGGAUUAAACGCAUCUUACAGAAUCUGGACCAGUGGACCAUGAGGCAGUCCUCACUGGAGCUGCAGCUCAUGAUUAAGCAGACGGCAAACAAUGAGAUGAACUCCUUGUUAGAAAAUAUAGCCAAGGCCACUAUUGAGGUAUUCCAGCAGUCAGCAGAAACCAGCUCUGCUAGCUCUGCUGGCAAUGGAGUCAACAAUAUCAGUAGCUCAGCAAGUGCUACACCUGCCAGCAACAAAUCCAAACCCAUCCUCAGCUCCCUGGAGAGAUCAGGAGUGUGGCUGGUGGCCCCUUUGAUUGCCAAGCUUCCAACAUCAGUGCAGGGCCAUGUGCUGAAAGCUGCUGGAGAGGAACUGGAGAAAGGACAACAUCUGGGGUCAUCAUCCCGCAAAGAGCGGGACCGCCAGAAGCAGAAGAGCAUGUCCCUCCUGAGCCAGCAGCCAUUUCUAUCACUGGUGCUAACAUGCUUGAAAGGACAGGAUGAGCAGCGGGAAGGCCUCCUCACCUCUCUGUACAGUCAGGUCCAGCAGAUUGUUACGAAUUGGCGGGAAGAUCAGUACCAAGAUGACUGCAAAGCCAAGCAGCUGAUGCAUGAGGCCCUGAAACUACGAUUGAAUUUGGUAGGGGGAAUGUUUGACACAGUUCAACGCAGUACACAGCAGACGACUGAAUGGGCUGUGCUUCUCCUGGACAUCAUCAGCAGUGGCACCGUGGACAUGCAGUCAAACAAUGAGCUCUUCACCACCGUGUUGGAUAUGCUGAGUGUUCUCAUCAAUGGCACCUUGGCUGCUGAUAUGUCCAGCAUUUCUCAGGGCAGCAUGGAAGAGAACAAGCGGGCAUACAUGAAUCUUGUCAAGAAACUCAGGAAAGAGCUGGGGGACCGGCAAUCCGACAGCCUGGAGAAGGUGCGACAGCUACUGCCACUUCCAAAGCAGACCCGGGAUGUCAUCACCUGUGAACCUCAGGGAUCCCUCAUUGACACCAAAGGCAAUAAAAUAGCUGGAUUUGACUCCAUCUUCAAGAAGGAGGGUUUGCAGGUCUCUACAAAGCAGAAGAUUUCCCCUUGGGAUCUGUUUGAGGGCUUAAAGCAUUCAGCCCCCCUCUCCUGGGGAUGGUUUGGGACAGUCCGGGUGGAUCGCAAGGUGUCUAGAUUUGAGGAGCAGCAGAGGCUUCUUCUGUACCACGCACACUUGAAACCCAAGCCCCGCAGUUACUACCUGGAGCCGUUGCCACUGCCCCCUGAAGAGGAAGAGCCUCCUACACCUGUGGCUUUAGAGCCAGAGAAGAAAGCUGUGGAACCAGCCAAGGCUGAUAAAACAAGCUCUAAUCCUGCCACCUCUACUGAGGAACGUAAGAAAAAACAGAGCAAAACCAAGAAACGCAACCAAUCUGCCAGCAAAACUGAGGAUUUUGUGUUGGGCCCUAGCCGAGGGGUUUCAUAUGGAGUUGGUAUGCCUACAGAUCUCUUGCACCACCAGUCAGGAAGCACUAUAUCAAGGCUGGCAUAUGGGCAGUCACCAGUGGGUCUCUAUGCCCAGAAUCAGCCUCUUCCAGCAGGUGGCCCUCGCCUGGAUACAUCCUACAGACCAGUACGCAUGCCACUGGGGAAACUUGUUCAGAGUCGUCCUCCCUACAGUGGUGUGCUGCCUCCAGGGAUGGGGACCAUGAUGGGCAUUGACCCCUCCUACAAGCCAGCAGUAUACAGACAGCAGCCUCCAGUGUCCCAGGGACAGAUACUGAGGCAGCAGCUUCAAGCAAAGCUGCAGGGACAAGGCAUAAUGGGACAGCAGCCUGUGCGCCAGAUGGCUCCAACCCCAUCCUAUGGAGCACUGCAGCCCUCCCAGGGUUACACACCUUAUGUCUCCCACAUAGGCCUUCAGCAGCACCCCUCCCAGUCAGGCACGAUGGUACCUCCUACCUAUUCUGGCCAGCCCUAUCAGAAUUCUCACCCCAGCUCUAAUCCUGCCCUGGUAGAUCCUGUUAGACAGAUGCAGCAGAGACCAAGCGGCUAUGUACACCAGCAGGCCCCUGGCUAUGGGCACACCUUGGGCACCACACAGAGAUUUCCUCACCAGUCAAUACAGCAGGCUCCUAUGAUGAGUGGGAUGAAUCAUUUGGGUCCACAAGGAGUCCCCUCAGGAGUUCGACCCAGCCAGAUACUGCCUGACCAGCAACAGCAGUACCUGAGGCAGCAGCAGCAGCAGAUGCUGAGGCAGCAGCAGCAGCAGCAGCAGCAGCAGCAGCAGCAGCAACCCCAGGUCUCCACGGUGCCUCAGCCACAGGCGCAGGGCCAGCCCCCAGGGCUGGGGAUGCAGGCUCUUACCCCUCAGCAGCCCAUUUUCCAGCGCCAGGGCCUUCAGCAGACGCAGCAGCAGCAGCAAACAGCUGCUCUGGUUCGACAGCUUCAACAGCAGCUUUCCAAUACACAGACACAGCAGAACAACAACCCGUUUGGACGCUAUUGAUCUGUGGCAUUUCAGCCUGAUCCAGGAGGGGGAGAUAUCACUGUGGACUGGAGACAGCCUCUUCAGCCUCACCCACAAAUGGGGGCUGCUGCCAACCUCUGUCCUUGGCCUGUGCCCCCAGUGCUGCUGCUGCCUGUCUCACAGGAGAUGCCAGGAGGAUGGUUUUAUUGUACAGAGAAAGUGUUUUUACUAUCCAAUUUCUACAAAUGUUUAUGGAGAUCCCUUGUGGCUGAUAGUCUCCCUUCUCACUUUGGUUUCAGUUUUUACUCAGUUUUUAGUAUUUUUGUUAAAAUAAUGAUUAAGACAUUGUAAAAUUUUGUACUUUAUUUAUACCAGAUGAACCCCGUACCCCAGACGUUCUUGGAUGAAUACAGAGAGCUUACUUUGCAAAAGGA